AUGUUUCAGUUCCUUUUUCAACCCUGGAUCAUCGCCUUAGCAGGGAUAGGCUAUUUGGUUUCUCUGGCUGUGUAUCGAUUAUGGCUGUCCCCAUUGGCCAAGUUCCCUGGCCCUAAGCUGGCUGCGCUUACAUUAUGGUAUGAAUUGUACUACGAUAUUUACUGCGAAGGACAGUAUACAUUUCAAAUCAUUCGGAUGCAUGAAAAAUAUGGUCCCAUCGUGCGCAUCAGCCCCUGGGAACUCCAUAUCAGCGACCCCGAGUAUUACGAAGUGUUAUAUUCUCGAGACAGCCCGCGGAAUAAAUAUGAAUACUAUACCCGGCAAUUUGGGCUUACCAAGACGGCAAUGGCGACAGUGGACCAUUAUCACCACCGCCUCCUGCGCUCCAACAUGAACCCUUAUUUUGCGAUGACCCGGAUACGAAAGCUCGAACCUCUGAUCCAGGCGUUGGUGGACAAGCUAUGCGACCGCCUAAGGGAAUUCAGGGGCACGGGAACCCCAGUAUCGCUUCAGUACCCAUUUACCUGUUUCGCAACUGAUGUUGUGACUGAUUAUACUAUGGGCGCUGGGUUUCACUACCUCGAUGAACCGGACUUCGUUCCCCGAUGGAGCAGGACGUUGAGUGGAGUUGCGAAAUCGGGUGUCUAUAUCAAGCCCUUCCCGUGGCUUAUUAAGGUAUUCAAUGCUCUCCCCGAACGUUGGUUGUCCUGGUUAAAUCCCGAGAUGGACUUGACAUUCCAUUUUCAACGUCGAUGCCGUGAGGUCAUAACGUCCAUUAUGGAGGAGCAAGAUGCCAACGGAUAUGACAAGGUUAAGAGUCAAUUUAGUCAUCCUACUUUCUUUCACGACGUGUUGAAUAGCAAUCUUCCUCCAGAAGAGAAAUCUCCGGAGCGUUUAUGGCAGGAAGUUCAGGUAGUGGUCGGCGCAGGUGCUGAGACUACCGGCAAAGCUUUGACUUGGACGAUGUUCUACCUUCUUCACAACCCAGACAAGCUGCAGAAACUGAGAGAUGAGCUUAACCAGCUGGAUCCUGAUCGGAGGGCGACUCUAUUGGACUUUGAAAAAAUGCCUUAUCUGAUGCCAGAGAUGUGUGUUUAUUUACUAAUACAUCAAUACAGGCUUUCGUACGGCCUCAGUACACGAUUGCAAAGAGUUGCUCCCGAUAGAGCCCUACAGUUUAGAGAAUGGUCUAUACCCGCCGGGACUCCCGUUGGAAUGUCAAGCACGUUGAUGCACCACGAUGAGCGCAUAUUCCCCGACUCACAUAAAUUCAUUCCCGAGCGUUGGCUGGACCUGGAACAGCGGAAAUAUUUGGAAAGGUAUAUGGUGGCGUUCACCAAAGGAUCAAGACAAUGCAUUGGCAUGAAUCUCGCGCGGUCCGAAAUUCUCCUCGCCCUUCCGAAAGUCCUCCGAGAACUAGAUUUCGAGUUGUAUGAAACUACACUGGAGGAUGUGACGCUUGCACAUGAUAUGUUCCUACCCUUCCCGAAGAUGGAUAGCAAGGGAGUGCGCGUCUUAGUAAAAUAG
Molecule: messenger RNA, 1527 nt
Organism: Aspergillus pseudotamarii
Lineage: Eukaryota; Fungi; Ascomycota; Eurotiomycetes; Eurotiales; Aspergillaceae
Product: cytochrome P450
Exons: 5
Coding region: 1-1527 (508 amino acids)
Molecular function (GO): monooxygenase activity; oxidoreductase activity, acting on paired donors, with incorporation or reduction of molecular oxygen; iron ion binding
Source: RefSeq, a predicted model, not a curated record